CUUCGAGGUGCUCUUGCACAACCCGCUGAAUAUUUUCCACGUCGAGGUGGCCAUCGAGGACGUGAAUGACAAUUCCCCGGUUUUUAGCAAACCUGCUCUGGACCUCGAGAUUGGUGAAUGGACUCUUCCCGGUGCUCGUUUUCCUUUGGAAAUGGCCCGGGAUGCGGAUGUGGGUAGGAACUGUUUGGUGACUUACCAGCUCGCCAGCAACCCGUCCUUCUCGCUGACAUUGAAAGAAAAGCCAGGUGGAAAAAAGCAGCCGGAAUUAGUACUGGAGAGACCGCUGGAUCGGGAGAAGCAGAGCUCCGUUGAGUUGGUGCUGACAGCAGUGGACAGCGGAGAACCUGCGCGGUCUGGGACUGUUCUGGUUCUCGUCAAUGUGACGGACUUAAAUGACAACCCACCCAUGUUCAGCAAAAGCGUCUACGAGGCGAGAGUGGCAGAGAAUCUGCCGGCGGGGUCGCUGGCUCUGAGGGUGGUGGCCACGGAUGCGGACUUGGGCUCAAAUGGGCGAGUGUCCUACUCCUUUG
This is a messenger RNA of Pyrgilauda ruficollis (rufous-necked snowfinch), 530 nucleotides long. RefSeq names its product protocadherin gamma-B5-like. Gene Ontology annotation, molecular function: calcium ion binding. NCBI's taxonomy places the organism in Eukaryota, Metazoa, Chordata, Aves, Passeriformes, Passeridae. The annotation marks the transcript as partial. Gene Ontology annotation, cellular component: plasma membrane. The transcript has a single exon. The record is from RefSeq and is a predicted model, not a curated record. Gene Ontology annotation, biological process: homophilic cell-cell adhesion.